Messenger RNA from Ectocarpus sp. CCAP 1310/34, 1927 nucleotides. Lineage: Eukaryota; Phaeophyceae; Ectocarpales; Ectocarpaceae. The record is from the annotation of a GenBank genome assembly.
AUGGCGCACGGCGGUUACACUUUCUGCGCUUUCGCGUCUUUGGUUAUUCUCGGGGCGGGCCAGAGAGCAGACCUGGAGGGGCUCCGUCACUGGCUUUGCGCUCGACAGAUGCGCGCGGNACUGUGGCAGGCAGACAAACGGAGAGGCGCUGGGUUCCAGGGGCGAACCAACAAGCUAGUGGACGGCUGCUACUCCUUCUGGCAGGGCGGGGCCGUGGCCAUCCUCGACUACGUUACCGCAGGCCGCGAAAGCGAGGUGAGCCACCGAGACUCAUCCGGGCGUCUGUUGGUGGCAACGACAAGGGCGACCGCACCGCCACAGCAGCAGCACACUAACGGGGACGUCUCCAGAAGAGAAGAAACAUCAAUCGGCGGAGACGGUAACGGGGGACAGGGUUUGCAAGACACGGAGCCCCCAAAGGUGGGGGUAAGGGCGGAGGAAAGCGCGGUGGGAACCGUCGAGGGGGGAGGGGACGGCGUGCGAGAGAUGGAAAACCUGGAGGUCGAGGGGGAGGGGGGAGGGGACGGAUUACGAGAGGUGGAGAUCCUGGAGGUCGGGGCGGACGAGGACGGGGACGGGUUGGUGUUCUCGAGGAAGAGGCUCCAGGAGUACGUGCUCAUGUGCUCGCAGCAGUCGGACGGCGGCUUGAGGGACAAGCCCGGGAAGCCGAGAGAUUUCUACCACACGUGCUACACCCUCAGCGGAUUGUCCGUCGCGCAGCACUGCCUUUCAAGCAGCCCGACGGUCGUAGGGAAUUCUUCCAAUUUGCUGAGACCGACCAAUCCCGUCUACAACAUCGCGGAUGAUAAGGUUUUGAGAGCGAUAUAUUAUUUCCAGGCGUUGCCGUCCGACCACGCCACGCUUACGGGGCAAACACGGGCUUGAUCUUUUUUCGGGGGCACGAUGGACAAGAUCCGUGCUCUCUGUAUGUAUUUUUAUUAGUAGCGUCGACCGCGCUAACCGGCUGAUGAGUGAACAGACGUCGGUCUCACUGCGACUGAAAACACAGUGCUUGCAAAGGCCAUGAGCUGGGACCCCGUGGGGGGCGUCAUGUUUGUGUUUGUGUUGUUAGCAUCGACCGCACCACACCAGUAGUAGCAGAUGCAGCCUUGUGGAUGAAGGAACACCCCCAAGUCUCGGCGGGGGGGACACGAAACUCCCAACAAAACAACCCACACUUUUCUGUGCCGUUGUGGCUGCUGUGUGUGCUCUGCGUAAGAUCAAGGUGGGGGGAGGGGGGCAAAGUUCGCGCACCGCGCUGAAUGCGAAUGCCGAAACUAAUCUAUCUGCGUGUGUGCGUUUGUGUCGGUGUUUCUGUAGUUUUGAAUCGACCGCGUUAACCAAUGAAAGUUGGCCUCAGUUAUUGCGGACGGGUGUGCGUGCGUCAUGGUGUACAGUUAUUGUAAGAGAAAUGGCGCUGAACAUUGCUUAAUUAGUAGUUUUUGGACUCCAAGGGAAGAUGUUUGUAUGUGUCGCUUCCGCCGCGCCGCCUCUUGGUGCGGGCUGUUUUUUUUUUUUUGCUUGUUUUCGCCGAAGUGCUUCGUUGACUAGUUGUUGUUCUUUUUUUUGCGACGAACUAAAAAGGCACCGAUCGUGUGUUAAUCAGUCAUCGUUGGCUGUUGCCGGGGAUUUGAUCUAUGUGAAUGACCAAACAACUUGGUUGAUUGUGAAGUAUUGGUUAACCAAUCCUGUUCGGAGAGUCGAGUCUUGUGUGUCUCCUCGGUAUUGCUCCAGAACAAAGAGUGAGUGUAGUGCCGCAAGCCUUCUUCUGCGUCUCGUGCGCGUUGCUAAGUUCUUCGAAGACCUUCGCUUGCCUUCUUCCCCGGCUCUCGGUUUCCCCGCGAACGGCACGACACAGCUGGUGGUGGUGGCAUGGCCGAAUUGGGACCGCGCCCAAGUGGGCGGAGACCUCUGUACAGCCCGUGGG